UCACAUUGCCACGAUAGCAUGGUCUCUACGCAAUCUCUAUUCUCCGAAUCGGGGAAUUAUGUAAAGGUACGGAUACUCGGACGCGGACUGAGCUCGCUCGUGCCGGACCUGGCGUGUCCCUUCGGCUCGCGCCUCGAGAAGUCAUGGUCUCAGCGGAAGCAGCAUUGUUGAGUCCUCAGUUCGACACACGAAUGCACGCCUCGCACCCUCUCUGCUCCAGUAUAAGUACAGUCACAUACAUGGCUGUGUGGACCCGACGCACUCCAUGACCCAUUGGCAGCGAUCAUGCCUGAACACACCGAACAUUCACCGCGUGGACAAUCCUCAACCGCUACGACCGCCUAUAACCGGCUCGUCCAUCGCUAUCUGCGCGAGGAUAACAGGCACAUCUGGCUGUCGUGCUGCGUAGCAGUAUCGUCGUGUGCGUUCUUCCCACUCAGCUUGCUGGUCGCGCGCCGUAUUCCGCGGCUUGCUACCACUGCAUGGGCGCGAGAGGCCUGGGGCGACAAAGACGGUGUCAUCAUGCUUCUUCAAACAUCUGCAUUCUCGGGAUGGGUGGCCUACUACCACGCGCGCUGGAGACAAUAUGAAAGGAUGGAAGAGAAGGACGUGGACUUCCGGACCAUUAGCCGAGCCAAUUUCUUGAGCAUGGAUCGCUUCAAGCUUCAAUCUCCUGGGAGUUCUUGGAGUGUGGUGAAGGCAGUUUCGUUACCAGCAGACAACUUGGACAGUCCGAUUGACAUCAUCGAGAGGAUUGGCAUGAACUCUGCUAAGCUGUGGACAUCCCCAACACGCCUAUGGGUGAUGCGCAAGACCUUGGAGGACGACCUACGGAAACAUGGUGUGUCGCAGAGUGACAUCGAAAGGAUAGUAAUCCUUCUCGGAGGGGCGCCAGAUUGUGAAAAGCAUGUAUUCGUUGGAAGAUUACUAUCACUGGCCUGCGUGGCGGGUGGUGCUUGGCCUUUCUUCAUAAUGCGGCCACGGCCAAGGUGGCUGCGCCCAGGUAUCGCACUGGCUAUGACACUAUGUGUCUAGCCUUGGUUAUUUCCAGCAUCUCUGGAUAGCUCUGCACAUUCAGAACAGGUUUGCUGUUGCUACUGUCUUGAGAGAGAGGGGCUUAGCAUAUUAGCGUCGGAGGACUGGACGUACUCUACUGAACCAGUCUAUUGUUGAGUAUGCUACUGUUCAGUUACUGUGUGUUGUCUACUACGUCUCUGCUCCCAACCCCACUGACACAUAAACUUUUCUUGGUUCAGUACCUUGCUAAUCAAUAUUCAAAAUUCUAACGUACAGUGCGAAGAGUUCACUUAGUACUAUGUGACGG
This is a messenger RNA of Fomitopsis serialis, 1324 nucleotides long. RefSeq lists its product as uncharacterized. The record is from RefSeq and is a predicted model, not a curated record. Bases 286 to 1035 code for a protein of 249 amino acids. The transcript is spliced from 5 exons. Lineage: Eukaryota; Fungi; Basidiomycota; Agaricomycetes; Polyporales; Fomitopsidaceae.